AUGCGAAAGGGCACGAGGGAGCGCCGCGGCUUUCAGUGGUCGCUCCCCGUCGCAUCCGCAACCCCCGCCGCGUCCGCUCCGCGCGCCUCCGCGCCCCCGCAUUCCGCCUUCCCCACGCCCCCCCGGCGCUCGUUCCUCAGCGCGCUUGUAUGGGGGAGUGGCGGAGGUCGGGCGGCGGGAUCAGGGGGAGGCGCAACUGCGCGCAUUGGAGGGUUCUCUGAUUCGUUCCGCAUAACGCCUUCCCACUUCUCCUAUUCCCGCAUGCCCUCCCCCGCCACUCCCCCCUCGCUCUCCUCCUCCUCCGCCUCCUGCUGCUCUCUCCUCACCAUUCUCCCAUGCACGUGCCUGUGUCUAGGCUUCGUUAUAGCGGCAUUCCUCCUGUUAGGGUCACGCCUAGUCGUGGUACAUCAGCCGCACACGUGGCAGCACCCCCAAUACGCACCAAUCGGAGCUGGACACGUGGAGGCGGGGAGGCUGGUGGGGGGGAGGGAUGGAUUGGCGGAAGUUCCGCCAUCGAUGCUGCUGGUUGCGGGAAGAGGGAUGGAAGCGGGGUUUCGCGGGAAGGGCGCACGAAGAAGGGACGGGGAACAGGGGGGUGUGGCGGAGCAGGGUAGCGGAAGAUGGGGGAAAGGGGGCAUUGAGGCAAGGCUUGGGGAGUGGGGCGGAGGGGAGGGGGAAGGUGAGCGAGGGGAGAUGCAGGGAGUGGGUGGGGUAGGGGCGGGAACGGGGAGUGGGGCGAGGCGAUGGGGGGAGAUGGAGAGACGAAGCAGAAGGGGAGGCGUGAAGGUGAAGGGGAAUCGGGGCCGGAGGGGAUCGAGACGGCAAGAGGCGGUGGAAGAGGAAGAGGAGGAAGAGGAGGAGGAGACGGAGGAUAAGGAGGGAAUUUCAGGGGAGGAAGAGGAGGAGAGCGAGAGAGGAGAAGUGAGGAGGAAGGGUGAGGAGGGGAGUGUGUGGGAUGAGAUUAUGAGCAAACUGGAAGAGGGGAAGGGCAAGGGUGGCCGGGGAAGGGAGAAACGAGUCAGGCGAAAACGCAGAGGAGCGGACAGAGGUGGUUUGAGUGGCAUGGGUAAGGUGGGUGGGACAAGAGAAGCAGGUUUGGAUGAUAUCGCGGAGGAGAUAGGAACGGGGCGUGGCGGUGGGGAGGAUUUGGGAGUGAGGGAUGGGGGAGAGGGAAGUGGGGGGGCUGGGGGUGGCGAUGGGCUGGGCGAAGGAACAGGAGCAGCUGAUGGGGAAGCCACAGCUGACAGUGUAGAGAGCGGUGCUGCAGGCAGAGGGAGCGGUGAAAAUGGGUUGAAAGGCAGCAAGGGUGGGUUAAAAGGUGGUGAGGGUGGGGUAGAAAGGGGGGAGAGGUCCGGUGCAGGGGGCGAGGAGCAGCACGAGAUAGACGAGCUGCUGAAAGGCCUGGAGCAGCACCUGGGGGGCGCUGGGCGCAGGGGAGGCGGCGAGGGCGGGGAGGGUGGGGAGGGUGGGGAGCGGGUGGGUGGCAGUGAUGUGAAUGCGGGCGAUGGGGGCCAGGCAGAGGAGGCGGAGCAGGGAGAAAGAAGCGAGGGGGCGGGUGGCGGAGCAGCGCAGGGGUCUGAUGGGGAGGCGGACAGGGAGCAGAGCAAGGGCGGCACGGAGGAGAGCAGCAGCAGCGGCGAUGGCGGCGGUGGGAGAAGCAGCAGCAGUGAUGGUGGAGAGGGUGGUGUUGAUGGUGGAGAGGGUGGUGUUGAUGGUGGAGAGGGUGGUGUUGAUGGUGGAGAGGGUGGUGUUGAUGGUGGAGAGGGUGGUGUUGAUGGUGUGAGUGGCAUCAGGGCAGCUGGGCUGGACGGUGCAGUGGAUGCUGGUGGGGACGGGCGGAGAAGUGAGAGCGGUGCUGCCAGUGAGGGCCUGGAGGGUGCGGGGCUGGGGAAGGUAGGGGCAGGAGGAGAGGGAGCAAGAGGAGCAGAAGGGUCAAGUGGGGAAGAUGUUAAUGAGGGGACUGGACAAAGGAACAAGGACGGCUCUGAAGAGGAAGAAGGGAAGGAGGGAUCUAGUAGUGGUGAGGGUGGCGGUGCUUCAUUAAGUGAUUCCGCCAAGAGUGAUGCUGGUGAGAGCGUUAGUAGUGAAGGUGAAAAAACUGCUGGUGGGAACAGUCAGAGCGACGCCAGAUUGAGUGUGAGGGAUGAUCAGCCGGAGGAAGGUGGUUCAGAUGAAGGCAUGAGAGAGGUGUCAGAGGCAACAGGCAGUGACAGCAGGGAGGUGGUGGGAGGAGAUGUGCCAAGCAGGGUUGGCAGUGAGGAUGGGCCUGGUGAGCUGGGAGGAGAGAUUGGGGAGGGAAAGGAGGGGAAAGAGGGCACACGUGGUGAUGACGUGCAAGUGGCGCAAGAGGUUGGGGUGAUGAAUGGGAAUGGGGAUGGUGCGGGGAGUGAUGGAGAGGGCACUGGCAGGGGGGAGGGCAGUGGAGUGAGUGACGAGGCAGUGCAAGCGGUCCUGAAGGACGCCCAUGUGGACCUCGCAGCUGCAAGGCAGAGAGGGAAGGGCGUGGUGGCGGCUGUGGAUGGCGCGGUGGGGAAACUAAGAGAAACGCUUAGAGCCAUGCCGGAGGGCGAGCAGGUGACAGCAGACUUGGCUCUGCCAUACGUGCAGGCACUGGUGGGGGCGGAGGGCGUGACAGCAGAUGCGGCUCUGCCGUACGUGCAGGCGCUGGUGGGGGCGGAGGGAGUGAGGAGCCUCGCCUUCACCUUCCACCGCCCCUCGCACAUGCACGUCAUCGGCAGCUUCGCCCACCACUCCGCCUCCCACCCUGCAUCGCAUGCGCAUGGGGGCGGUGAUGGGGGUGAUGGGGGUGAUGGGGGUGAGGGCGGAGAGGGCGGGGCAGCGGGUGUGGGGAGUGUGACGAGGCCGUGCACGCAUGUGGACGUCGCUGUUGAGAUGCCUCAGGUGCUCUGGUGUUUGGGGUGCGUGAGUGGCAAGUACGUGCUGAACCGCCACUACUUUCCCCGUCAUGUCACAUGCACGCAUGCACUGUGCUGCGUCACCUCACACACUCCUCAGUCAUCGUCACCCCAUCCCCCCUUCUGUAGCACAAAGCUGCGUCCUCCCACACACUCCUCUCAAUCUCCCAUCCGCCCACCCCUCUCUUGUCUGCAGGCGUGUUUCCGGGAAAAGGACGUGCUGAACCACCGCUACUUCGCCAGGCGGGCGCUGUACCUCGCCACGCUGGCGCGCCACCUGGCGGCGUGUGAUUGGGUGGCGGCGGUGGAGUGGAGCACUCUGAGGGAUGACGUGUGCAAGCCCAUCCUCCUUGUCAUCCCCCGUGAGGGCGUGCAAGAGCUGGCCGCUGCGUCUGCUGCCCUGCUUGUCCCCCGUCACCUUCCCCGCGCGCAAGCUCGCCCCCGCACGCAACAACGUGCGCCAUGCAGCCUCCUCAGGCGAGCUCCUAGCAACCCCGCAGUGCAAGAUGGGCGUGCUGGGGGAUGGCGCUCACGCGGCCGGCCCCAACCCCAUGCGCCCCUUCCCAUGCGCCCCUUCCCAUGCGCCCCUUCCCAUGCGCCCCUUCCCAUGCGCCCCUUCCCAUGCGCCCCUUCCCAUGCGCCCCUUCCCAUGCGCCCCUUCCCAUGCGCCCCUUCCCUCCUGCCCCGCCACACAUUGAAUGACAGGAGGCGAGCUACUGGCAACACCGCAGUGCAAGAUGGGCGUGCUGGGGGAUGGCGCUCACACGACCGCCCAUGGUCUCGUUUCGCAUGCCAUGGUGCUCGUGCCCGCCCUGCCCCAUGCUCUCGUGCUGCUCAAGCACAUGCCACGCUGGUGUGCAUGCAUACCCCUCUCCUGUGCAUACCCCUCUCCUCUGCUCACAUGGAAUGGCAUGGCCGCACAUCACCCCGUGUUGCAUGCCAUGGGGCUCGUGCGUGCCCUGCCUCAUGCACUCGUGCUGCUCUACGCGACGAGACUGACUCCUGUCAUGCCAGCAUAACAGCGUUUGUCUCCUCACAUUCCCUCCCUCCCUGCUCUCAUUCUGUCCAUCCCCCGGCCACCUGUCAUGUCACGUCUCGCAUGCCCAUCACCCCUCAGGUCUGGGCUCGCCAGCGGUACAGCACCAAGCGCCACGUGGCGCCUGCUGAUUGGCUGAACGGCUUCCAGCUGUCCCUGUUGGCAGCACACCUGGCGUCGCCCCACAACCCCCACCGCCGCGUCAUGCCCGCCAUGUCAGCAUUCCAGAUCUUCCGAUGUGCCAUCGAUGCCAUGGGCAACUCGGAUCUCCUCCAGCAGCCUCUCUUCCUCGUCGCCCCUGAUGGCUCUCCCAACGUGCUCCAGGCCAACGCUCAGGGACAUGCAGAGGGCGUUCGACUGGCUGUUCUGCGACCCCUCAGGGACCGUCAACUUCGCCUCCAGAAUUUCCAAGUCCGCCCUCCACCAGGUGCGCCCUUCCCCCACCAGGUGCGCCCUUCCUCCACCAGGUGCGCCCUUCCCCCACCAGGUGCGCCCUUCCUCCACCAGGUGCGCCCUUCCUCCACCAGGUGCGCCCUUCCUCCACCAGGUGCGCCCUUCCUCCACCAGGUGCGCCCUUCCUCCACCAGGUGCGCCCUUCCUCCACCAGGUGCGCCCUUCCUCCACCAGGUGCGCCCUUCCUCCACCAGGUGCGCCCUUCCUCCACCAGGUGCGCCCUUCCUCCACCAGGUGCGCCCUUCCUCCACCAGGUGCGCCCUUCCUCCACCAGGUGCGCCCUUCCUCCACCAGGUGCGCCCUUCCCCCACCAGGUGCGCCCUUCCUCCACCAGGUGCGCCCUUCCUCCACCAGGUGCGCCCUUCCUCCACCAGGUGCGCCCUUCCUCCACCAGGUGCGCCCUUCCUCCACCAGGUGCGCCCUUCCUCCACCAGGUGCGCCCUUCCCCCACCAGGUGCGCCCUUCCUCCACCAGGUGCGCCCUUCCUCCACCAGGUGCGCCCUUCCUCCACCAGGUGCGCCCUUCCCCCACCAGGUGCGCCCUUCCUCCACCAGGUGCGCCCUUCCUCCACCAGGUGCGCCCUUCCCCCACCAGGUGCGCCCUUCCUCCACCAGGUGCGCCCUUCCCCCACCAGGUGCGCCCUUCCUCCACCAGGUGCGCCCUUCCUCCACCAGGUGCGCCCUUCCUCCACCAGGUGCGCCCUUCCUCCACCAGGUGCGCCCUUCCUCCACCAGGUGCGCCCUUCCUCCACCAGGUGCGCCCUUCCUCCACCAGGUGCGCCCUUCCUCCACCAGGUGCGCCCUUCCUCCACCAGGUGCGCCCUUCCUCCACCAGGUGCGCCCUUCCUCCACCAGGUGCGCCCUUCCUCCACCAGGUGCGCCCUUCCUCCACCAGGUGCGCCCUUCCUCCACCAGGUGCGCCCUUCCUCCACCAGGUGCGCCCUUCCCCCACCAGGUGCGCCCUUCCUCCACCAGGUGCGCCCUUCCUCCACCAGGUGCGCCCUUCCUCCACCAGGUGCGCCCUUCCCCCACCAGGUGCGCCCUUCCUCCACCAGGUGCGCCCUUCCUCCACCAGGUGCGCCCUUCCCCCACCAGGUGCGCCCUUCCUCCACCAGGUGCGCCCUUCCCCCACCAGGUGCGCCCUUCCUCCACCAGGUGCGCCCUUCCUCCACCAGGUGCGCCCUUCCUCCACCAGGUGCGCCCUUCCUCCACCAGGUGCGCCCUUCCUCCACCAGGUGCGCCCUUCCUCCACCAGGUGCGCCCUUCCUCCACCAGGUGCGCCCUUCCCCCACCAGGUGCGCCCUUCCUCCACCAGGUGCGCCCUUCCUCCACCAGGUGCGCCCUUCCUCCACCAGGUGCGCCCUUCCCCCACCAGGUGCGCCCUUCCUCCACCAGGUGCGCCCUUCCCCACCAGGUGCGCCCUUCCUCCACCAGGUGCGCCCUUCCUCCACCAGGUGCGCCCUUCCUCCACCAGGUGCGCCCUUCCUCCACCAGGUGCGCCCUUCCUCCACCAGGUGCGCCCUUCCUCCACCAGGUGCGCCCUUCCUCCACCAGGUGCGCCCUUCCUCCACCAGGUGCGCCCUUCCUCCACCAGGUGCGCCCUUCCUCCACCAGGUGCGCCCUUCCUCCACCAGGUGCGCCCUUCCUCCACCAGGUGCGCCCUUCCUCCACCAGGUGCGCCCUUCCUCCACCAGGUGCGCCCUUCCUCCACCAGGUGCGCCCUUCCUCCACCAGGUGCGCCCUUCCUCCACCAGGUGCGCCCUUCCUCCACCAGGUGCGCCCUUCCUCCACCAGGUGCGCCCUUCCUCCACCAGGUGCGCCCUUCCUCCACCAGGUGCGCCCUUCCCCCACCAGGUGCGCCCUUCCUCCACCAGGUGCGCCCUUCCUCCACCAGGUGCGCCCUUCCUCCACCAGGUGCGCCCUUCCCCCACCAGGUGCGCCCUUCCUCCACCAGGUGCGCCCUUCCUCCACCAGGUGCGCCCUUCCCCCACCAGGUGCGCCCUUCCUCCACCAGGUGCGCCCUUCCCCACCAGGUGCGCCCUUCCUCCACCAGGUGCGCCCUUCCUCCACCAGGUGCGCCCUUCCUCCACCAGGUGCGCCCUUCCUCCACCAGGUGCGCCCUUCCUCCACCAGGUGCGCCCUUCCUCCACCAGGUGCGCCCUUCCUCCACCAGGUGCGCCCUUCCUCCACCAGGUGCGCCCUUCCUCCACCAGGUGCGCCCUUCCUCCACCAGGUGCGCCCUUCCUCCACCAGGUGCGCCCUUCCUCCACCAGGUGCGCCCUUCCUCCACCAGGUGCGCCCUUCCUCCACCAGGUGCGCCCUUCCUCCACCAGGUGCGCCCUUCCUCCACCAGGUGCGCCCUUCCUCCACCAGGUGCGCCCUUCCUCCACCAGGUGCGCCCUUCCUCCACCAGGUGCGCCCUUCCUCCACCAGGUGCGCCCUUCCUCCACCAGGUGCGCCCUUCCUCCACCAGGUGCGCCCUUCCCCACCAGGUGCGCCCUUCCUCCACCAGGUGCGCCCUUCCCCCACCAGGUGCGCCCUUCCUCCACCAGGUGCGCCCUUCCUCCACCAGGUGCGCCCUUCCUCCACCAGGUGCGCCCUUCCUCCACCAGGUGCGCCCUUCCUCCACCAGGUGCGCCCUUCCUCCACCAGGUGCGCCCUUCCUCCACCAGGUGCGCCCUUCCUCCACCAGGUGCGCCCUUCCUCCACCAGGUGCGCCCUUCCUCCACCAGGUGCGCCCUUCCUCCACCAGGUGCGCCCUUCCUCCACCAGGUGCGCCCUUCCUCCACCAGGUGCGCCCUUCCUCCACCAGGUGCGCCCUUCCUCCACCAGGUGCGCCCUUCCUCCACCAGGUGCGCCCUUCCUCCACCAGGUGCGCCCUUCCUCCACCAGGUGCGCCCUUCCUCCACCAGGUGCGCCCUUCCUCCACCAGGUGCGCCCUUCCUCCACCAGGUGCGCCCUUCCUCCACCAGGUGCGCCCUUCCUCCACCAGACUCCUCUGGACGCACAGUACACGUACAGUGCGUCUAAGAUUCGUCUGGACGCGCAGCACACGUACAGUGUGAUCAAGUCGGGGGGAGCACCCGUGGCAUGCCUGCCGGGGCAAGCAGUGCUGCUCGCCUUCAUGCAGCCAUGUGGCUUGCCCGACCGAUUUGAUUUGAUUGCCACUGUGCACGACACCCCGCCCGCCACACCCAAGGCAGCACUGCUGCUGGACGAGCCGCCCCUGCCCUACGUCUCACCUCACCCUUCCUCCCUUCCCUGCCUGCAUGACACCGCAUCCGCCACGCCCAAGGCAGCGCUGCUGCUGGACGAGCCGCCUCACCGGCGCAGGGAGGGGGCAGCAGGGGGCGUGGUGGAGAGGGGCAUGGGGGAGAGGGCCACGGCUGUGCGGGUGCACCCCAGGGAGGGCCUGCCAGCACUGGGUGGUGCGCCGGUGCUGAUCGGAGUGUCACUGGCGUCGCCUGACACGGCUCUGCGCCUCGUGGACAAGGGGCCCAGCGCGGACAACAAGGCGGAGGUGAGUGCCAUGCAGGCAGGGGUCGUUGGCUGGGCCUGCACCUGUUCCCCCUCCCACUUCCCCACUCAACCAUCCCCCUUUCCCCCUCCCCACUCGACCCUCCCCCUUUCCCCCUCCCCACUCAACCCUCCCCCCUCCCCUCUCCCCACUCCCCCCCCCCCCCCCCUCGUCUUCCAGGCGCUCAAGUUCCGCACCUUCUGGGGCCCCAAGGCGGAGCUGAGGCGCUGGAAGGAUGGCACCAUCACCGAGGCCGUUGGUGCGUGUGUGCUGUGCGGUGGAGAGGGCCUUCUUCCCUCUGUCUCCCCCCCUGCAGCAUCAGAAGCCACCCCCACGGAGCACCACCUCACCCCAGCACGACUCAUCAGAUUCCUCCUGCAACGCCACCUGGGGGUGGACAAGGCACGCUGGUGCUCUCCCGCUUGCAUCUCAUCUCCUUACCCUCCCUCUCCGCCACCCCACACCCCGCUUCCCUCCUGUUCCCCUACUGCAGCAUGGGAAGCUCCUCCCACGGAGCGCCAUCUCAUCCCGUCACGCCUCAUCAGCUUUGCCCUGCAGCGCCACCUGGGGGUGGACGAGGGCGCCGUGCGGGUGGCAGCAGGGCAGCUGGACUUCGCCCUUCAGGUGUCAGGCAAGGCCACAAGGGGAGCAGCGGCAUUCCCCCCGUCGCCGUGCCCACCUUCCUCUGCAGGGGGGCCAGCAGGCACAGCAGGUGGGGAGGGCGUGUGGCAGCGAUGUGUGGACCCGGUGCCAGUGGCCGUGCAGGUGAGAACGAGUGAGGCGGGAAGGGAACGGCAGAAGGGUAGGAGGGCGUGCAGCGUUUCUGUGGGGACCGCUAUGACUGUGGAUGGACAGGGGAGGAGAGGGGGGUGGGAAGAGGGAAGGACAAGUCUCACUGCCCUUCAUCCCUUCCUUCUGCUCACCUAUUUCUUCAGCCAGUUGGCGCGUUCCGCAGUGAUCCGUAGGUCCGCUGAAGAAGCUUCCACUUCUGUUCCGCAUGUGACUAUCCACACUGCUUCCUCUGCCCUCCGCCCUCUGCCCUCCCACUCCGCCCUCCGCCCUCUCCCUCCGCCUUUCUCUCCUUCUUUCCUCCGCUCUCCCUCUGCCCUCCCCAUCCUUCCUACCCCUCCGCCCUCCCCUCCCCUCCCUCCCAUGCAGCUGGAGGCGUCAAGCAAGUGGCCCGAUGAUCCCGAGGCGCUGCGCCUCACACGCCACGCCUUCUGCCUGCAGAUCGCCAGCAGGUGGGGCCGCCUGGAAGGACUGGCAUGUGAUGGGGUUGCACCGGAGGCAGCAAGGGGUGCUGCCAAUGUGAUGCUCGGAGGCGUUGCCUUCCGCCAUUUCCCCGCCCACAUUCCAAUACCUCCCACACUCCGUUCCUUCCGUUCACCCUUCGCUGCGCAUGGCAGCCUGAGGGGAGCACACGGGGUGGAGGUGGAGGCAGGCAGCAUGGGGCGCCGUGGAUGUGAUGCUACAUGGCUUCGCCUUCCGCCCCUUACCACCCCAUCCUCCAUCCCUCAACCCCCUCGCACCUCCCGUUCAACCCUCUCACCCCAAUCUAGUCUGCAGGAGGCACACGGUGUGGCAGUGGAGGCAGCACGGGGCGCCGUGGAUGUGAUGGUUGAUGGCUUUGCCUUCCGCCUCGUGCUGCUGCAUGACUAUGCCGAGGACGUCACCUCCACGACCCCCUCGUCCUCCCUCACUCCCCUCACCACGCCCUCGCCCCUCGCCGCCCUCCCUGCAUCCCCCUCCGCCUUCUCCGAGACGCACCGCACGCUGCAGCACCACAGCACUCUCAGUGGUCUCACCGGCCGCCACCCCACGUUUGGCCCUAUUGCCAGGUAUGGUUGUGUUGCAUGUGAUGCUCAUGGUAGUGCUGCUGGUGGUCGUGGCGAUGGCACUGCAGCCUGCAGCACCACAGCACGCUCAACAGGCUCACCGGCCGCCACCCCAUCGCCAGGUGAUACCCUAGACAGAGGUGAUAGCAGUGAUGGUGAAGGUGGUGCUGAUACGAUAUGGCUCCAAGUAGCAGGUGCCAUGCCAUCUGUCCCAUCAGGUCGUCAUCACUUCCACUCCCUUCCCUGUCUUCCCUCUCGCUCUCCUCACUCCUAUCGCUCCAGGCUAGCCAAGCGGUGGGUGGCAGCGCAUCUCUUCAUCGCACGACAAGGAGCAAGCGGUGGAGCUGCUGCUGGCGCACACCCUCCCAAGCGGUGGCUGGCGGCCCAUCUCUGCUCAUCGCACCUCAACGGGGAAGCGGUGGAGCUGCUAGUUGCGCACUCCCUCGUUGCUCCCACUCACUUCCCUCUCCUGCCUCUCCUCCCUCUCCUCCGUCUCCCUCCCACUCACACCAGGCUAGCCAAGCGGUGGGUGGCAGCGCAUCUCUUCUCAUCGCACCUCAAGGAGGAGGCGGUGGAGCUGCUGGUGGCGCACACCCUCACCGCUCCCAACCCCCUGCUGCUGCCCGCCCCCAAGUCACGACUUGCUGGCCUCCUCAGGUUCUUCCGCCUCGUGGCGUCGUACGAUUGGCUGUCGCAGCCGCUCAUAGUGGACGUGAACAGUGCUUUCUCUCCUGAAAACGUGCAGCAGAUUCAGGCUCGUUUCGAUGAGCGCCUGCCACCCCACAAGGACACGCUGGGCAGCUCAGCACGCAGCGUGGCGAAGCGGCUCAAGCAGAGCGUGACGGAGGGGGGCAGGGAGGGCGAGGGGGAGAAGGAGCGGCGCCCCGCCAUGUGCAUCUCCACGCCGUACGAUCGCGACGGCGCCAUGUGGACGCAUCUCGGACCGUCCGUUGAGGCUCUGGAGCGUCUGUGUGCCUUUGCCGAAAGUGCAGCGCAAGUGCUGGCACAGCUGAUCACAGGGGAGGGGGAGGAAGGGGGAGGUGGGGAGGAGGGAGGAAGAAAGGGAGUGGGCAAGGGGAAGGAGAGAGGCAAUGAAAAGCACAGGGCGGUGCAGUGGAAGGUGGGUUUUUUGGGCCGCUCAGGCAGGAAGGAAAUUUGUCUUUCACCACUGCCUUGCCUUGCUGGAUCAGCUGUUUUCUUCUCCCACACCCCCUCUCAUUCCUCUCAUUCCUCUCAUUCCUCUCAUUUCUCUCAUUCCAACAUGGAACCCCGUCUCGCCUACCCUCCCCUCUCUCGAACCAUCUCCCACGUGCAAACUUCUCCUUCUUCCCUUGCCCCUCCCUCCCGGCUGCAGUCGCUCUUCCUCUCACCGCUCUCCACGACAUUCGACCUCGUCAUUCACCUGGACCCUGCGUCCCUCCCCCACCACCACCGCGUGCUCUUCCCGACCCCCAAGGCUCUGAGCACCGCCAAGGGUGAGCUCGCUUUCUACCAUCCCCCAUCUCUCAACUCUCCCACCACAGCAACAUUCCCCUUCCAAAGGCUGGUUGCAAGUACCCUCGUCCCUCUCUCCAACAGAUUCCACCUCCUACUCAUCCUCUCCCCCCUCAACCGCCCUCCCUCCUUCUCUCCAUCGCCUCGCCUCUGCCGGCCCUCCGCUGCUCAUUGGCUUCAAUCCGACGGCUCUGCUGCUCACACACCUGCAGGUGAGCCGUUGGAUUGA
Molecule: messenger RNA, 11478 nt
Organism: Closterium sp. Naga37s-1
Lineage: Eukaryota; Viridiplantae; Streptophyta; Zygnematophyceae; Desmidiales; Closteriaceae
Source: the annotation of a GenBank genome assembly